AUACUAUAAAACCCUCAUAUAAUACAGCUCUUUCAUUUGAAUUUUCACAUAUAGUAUACCAUAAUACAAAGAGAUUUGUAUCUUAUUAUCUUACAUAUAAAGAAACAACGUAAAGAAACACACACACAAAUAUAAACUAUUUCCUCUCAGCUUUUUCAUCCAAACUCCUACUGUCACAGAAAAUCUAAGCUCCCAUUCUUAAGCCAUUUUCUCAUUUUUCAAUCCUCGAAAUGUUAUUUAUACCGUAAACGAUGAUAAUGAACGUUGAGGCAACGCUAAUCCUAGGGCUCUUUUUAGCAAGUUUGUGCAAUUGUUCUCUGGAGGUUGGAUUUUACAGAGACAAAUGUGGGGUUGCAGAUGUUGAGACCAUAGUUGCAGGAGUUAUUACUCCACAAUUCUUUAGAGAUCCUACUCUUGUCGCCGCCCUUCUUCGCUUGCAGUUCCAUGAUUGUUUUGUUACAGGAUGUGAUGCAUCACUACUUCUAGAUGAAAGCAAUAGUGAGAAAACAGCAGCACCAAAUGUGAGAGUGAGAGGAUAUGACAUCAUAGAUGAAGCAAAGGAUGCUGUGGAGGAAGCUUGCCCUGGUGUUGUCUCUUGUGCUGAUCUCAUUGCAAUAGCCACUAGAGAUGCUGUUUUCUUGAGUGGUGGAGGCAGAUAUGAAGUUCAAACAGGAAGAAGAGAUGGUUUAGUUUCUGCAGGUCAAAAUGCAAGUAUUUUAGGACCCGGCGCAUCAGUUACUGAAGCUAUUGAAGCUUUUGCUGAUAAAGGUCUCAACGCUACAGACAUGGUGCUUCUUCUAGGUGCUCAUUCCGUCGGAGUAACUCAUUGUUCCCUAGUUGAAGAUCGUAUCUACAAUUUCCAAGGCAGUGGAAAUCCCGAUCCAGUCAUGGAUCCUUUCCUAGUUAAUCUAUUAAAAUUUAGGUGUCCUCAGUUUUCUACAACAGACAACACUAUCAACCUUGAUCAAAAUCCAUUUAGUCCAUUCUUUAUGGAUGUGUCAUACUAUCAAAACGUAAUGAUGCACAGAGGGAUUCUACAAAUAGACCAAGAGCUUGCACUGGAUCCAGUGACAAUGCCUAUAGUCAGAAAUCUAGCCAAUGCAUUCGAUUUUCCGACAAGGUUUGGUGCUGCAAUGGUUAAACUAGGUGCUCUUGGAGUUCUUACAGACAAAGAGGGGGAGAUUAGAAUAUCAUGUCGAGCACCUAAUAGUGAACCCUAAAUCUUUUUUUGAUUCUUGUACAAUGGAUAACUUAUUAGUAGGAAAUUGCAAGGAAUAAAUUUCAUCAAAUUUAGCAUCCAAAAUCCAAUUUCUAACGACAUUGUAAUCUUACUAGACUUUCCAAACAAAUGAUUCAUGAUCCUCAUUCCUGA
Molecule: messenger RNA, 1372 nt
Organism: Mercurialis annua (annual mercury)
Lineage: Eukaryota; Viridiplantae; Streptophyta; Magnoliopsida; Malpighiales; Euphorbiaceae
Product: peroxidase 60-like
Exons: 4
Coding region: 252-1220 (322 amino acids)
Biological process (GO): response to oxidative stress; hydrogen peroxide catabolic process
Cellular component (GO): plasmodesma; plant-type cell wall
Molecular function (GO): peroxidase activity; heme binding
Source: RefSeq, a predicted model, not a curated record